GCGAAAGUGAAAACUGAAACUAAAACGGGUAUAAAUCCUGAUCCAGUGCGUUUGCAGGACAGAGCAGGAAACUGCAGAGAGCUUUUCCACUUCAGCUGACGGAGCAUCACCAGAGGAAACCAGAACAAUGAGUUACGGAGACAUCGGGAGGGUUGAAACCUCUGGAGCUUCAUGGGAAACGUCUCAGCAGGACAGACUCAGUGUUACAGGAGUGGCUGCAUCACACCAAAUGGCCCAGAUUGACGUUGGUAGAAUGGCGACAUACAAAACAAUGAUCCAACGCGUGGGAAGCAGAUUUGGAAUCGAUCCAGCCCUUAUCGCUGGCAUCAUCUCCAGAGAGUCCAGGGCCGGAAAUGCUCUGCAGAACGGCUGGGGGGACCAUGGAAAUGCCUGGGGGCUGAUGCAGGUUGACAAGAGGCACCACGCCAUACAGGGGGACUGGAACAGUGAGGAGCAUCUCUCCCAAGGCACAGAUAUCCUUGUUUAUUUCAUCAAACGCAUCCAGAACAAAUUCCCCUCUUGGACCAGGGAGCAGCAGCUGAAAGGAGGGAUAGCGGCCUACAACAUGGGGGAUGGAAGCGUCCACUCCUACCAAGAUGUGGAUGCCCAAACAACAGGUCGAGACUACUCCAACGAUGUUGCUGCCAGGGCUCAGUGGUACAAAAGAAAUGGAUAUUAACACCUGGAAGUAGGGAUGGGAAUUGACACGAUUUUUACGAUUCCAAUUCCAUUUUCGAUUCUGCUUACCAAUUCGGUUCUUUAACAAUUCCCUUAUCGCUUCCCAUUUGGAAAAAAAGGACAACAAUGAGGCAAAUGGCGCUAAUAUGAUGGGGAGUGUUCACUAGUUAAUUAGUUACCUGCAGUAUUAUUAGCCAACGAAAUGCUAACGUUGCUGACACUGCUGGAAAACGCAACAUUCCUUCCCAUCCCUACGUGGAAGUGAUAAAAAUGUAAAGAUGGGAAUGAAAAAGAAACCAUUUGUGUACCGUUUGGUGAUAAAUAAAUUACAUUCCAAGCAUGCUUAGAAA
Messenger RNA from Cololabis saira (Pacific saury), 1028 nucleotides. RefSeq names its product lysozyme g-like. The transcript is spliced from 5 exons. Gene Ontology annotation, biological process: peptidoglycan catabolic process. The coding region runs from base 128 to 679 and encodes 183 amino acids. Gene Ontology annotation, molecular function: lysozyme activity. The record is from RefSeq and is a predicted model, not a curated record. Lineage: Eukaryota; Metazoa; Chordata; Actinopteri; Beloniformes; Belonidae.